AUGGGCCAGCAUCUAGGCAAAAGGGAGUCACCCACUGACAGCAAGGUAAGAGUCCGCACUGCAGGUCUUGUUUUUUACGCCUGUGAUGAUACCUUGAAAUGUAUGUGUAAGUAGGUCUGAGAGUGGAGCAUGUGUUAGAGACUUUGAGCCUUAUCAGUGUAAACACAGGCCUUUAUCAGCAGGACUUUUAACUCUUUUGUAGACAAGCUGUCAGGCUCUGGGAGUUGUACUGAUUUGAAACCCUCACUGCUCAUGUGGUUAAGACUGGUUGUUUUUUUACUCCUCUUAAGGCAACUCUGUGUGCCCGUUUUUAGAGCUGUAAUGCAUGAGUAACACUUCAUCUCAUGGCUAUAGACAUAUCAGUUGAGAGUGGAGGAGGAAUGAGAGGAAGUUAAGUGGAUUACCUUACCAGGGGGAUUUUUUUAGGUUAAUAUUUGUCCGUUAUUUUGGUGGGGAGAGUUGGUUAAAAUGAUAAAAAUGCACCUUUUUUCACGGUAAGCUUCUAUGAAACUGUUUUAACCCACCUUUAAUUGAACUGCCUCACCAUGGCAGCAUCUGAAGCAUGAUGAGUCCAGAAUGGCUCUUAUGCGUCCACUAGCCUUCGCUCCCACAGCGCUCCACAACCAAACCUGUUUAACCUGGAGAGAGUAAAUACAUGAUUGCUCGACAGUAAAUGCUCUCCAGGCACACAUCUCAUUUAAACACACACACAAGCUUUGGCUCUAUUGUUAUCAAGAGUGUAUUUGACUACUCCUGCAAUAGGGUUAGCAUUGAUAUAUCACCAGCUACAUAUCGUCAAAUCAUAAUAUCUACCUUAUUUGCAGUUUAUCAGAUUGUCUCAUUUCUAUUCUGUUGGAAAAAAAGAAAAAAAGUUGAUGCCUCAGUGCUCUUGUAUCUUGAAUCACCAUUCAGUCAGAUGUUCUGCUUAAAACAGCAAACUGGAUUAAAGUUUCAGACAGCAAGACAUUUUGCUAGCUCUUGUUCUUUUUUUUUUCUGCUGUUCCAGGACUUUGUUUUGGCAGCAAGUGGGCAGAGAAGUUGGAAAAGAAGCACUUGAAUUAUAUCUAGUUGUAUCAGGGGGAUUAAAAUCUAAGCUUGUGACUGAUGUACGGUCUGUAUUGGGAGGUGUAGUAUUUCACAGAGACGAUGUGGUGAAACGUGUUGUGCACCAACAAGCAGCAGCAUAAGUAGACCUGAAUAUCAAACAUUUUUCAUCACAACAUCUGUAGACUUUUGUAUUCAUGUCAAGCUUGUGGUUGUGGUCUUAGCUUUACAGUGUGGUUAAGUAGCUUUGGUAUAUGGCUUAUGUUUGCAGUGCUUUUAUUUUUUAUGUAACCUUAGCCAUGUUGCAAGAUACCAAGAGGAGAACUGAGAUCCAGAUGGGGAGGUCACGGCCCAUACCUCUGACUGGCCAUCUAACAUUUCUGAACUUUGUUUAUCAAAAGUGAAACUUCUUUUGAAAUUUAAAGGAAAAUUCCAGUGCAAAUUUAAGUCAUGGUCAAACACACUGUAACACCGAGUUAGACACCCUCCCGAGAGAUGAAUUUUGCCAACUGCUUGCUUCUUUAUUUUUACCAACUGCAGCAAAGACCACACGAUAUCAAUAUACAACAAUCUAUGUCUCCACGCGCAAACCUCAACUAAAAAGCCCUUUUAUAGCCCCAAGUAAUGCUCAGAACAGCACCUAACUUCAUCAACUAUACAUACAGGGUCCCAGCCAUAGUACAAGCCAUCAGCAUUAGCAUUGCCUGGUUUCUUUAGCAAGGAGACCAAACACAACUCACCCACUCUCCCCUAGGAGCAGCUUGAUUGUGGGGUAGCCCUGACGAGUUGAUUUUUACUAAAUGGAAAUGCAAUUAGAUCGAGACACUAAGGCAGGAGAACUACCUCAUCUGCAGUGCACAUACAAGAUACACAAGAACUCUGAUUGCAUUUCCAUGAAGUAGUAAUCAUAAAUGUUCCUCCUUGAGCUGCGAUACUCAGCUGCACUCAGUGAACUCAUCAGGGCUCCCCCACAAACAAGCGGCUGCUGGAGAAGAGUGGUUAAGUUGUGUUUAGUCUCUUUGCUAAAGAAAUCGCGCAAAGCUAAAAAGAUGUUUAGUGGCUAGUUCUAUGGCUGGUACCCUAUAUGUACUGUUGAUGAAGUUAGGUGCUGCUCUGAGCAUUAUUUUUGACUAUAGAGUGGCUUUUUGGUUGAGGUUUGCAUGUGGAGACAUAGACCACUGUGUAUUGCUAUCAUGUGGUCAUUACUAAAAUUGGUAUAACUAGAGAAGCAAGCGGUCGGCAACAUUCAUCUCUGGAGGGGGUGUCUAACUCAGUGUAACGGUGUGUUUGACCAUAAGUUUAAUUGACACUGGAAUAUCUCUUUUAAUGUUGCCACUUUGUUGUGUUGCAUUUUACAGUUACAGUUAUAUAGUCGUAAAAUCUUUCAGAUACUUAUACAUCAAAUGCAACUAACUCAUUUUUGAAACUCACUUAGGAAAUACAAAAGGAGGAAAAACGUUGUUCUUAAGUUGUUAAUUUUUUCAUUCUUGCUGUUGUUGUUUUGAUUAUUAUUAUAACACAACAGCAUGACUAGCCAGCUUAGUCAUAUGAUGCUUUUUAUACACUCGUGUCUCUUGAGUUGUUUCUUAUGAAGUUAUAUGUACACAAGAGAUAACACUUCUUUGAAAGUGAUAAUACAUAUUCAGCACUCCCUCAACGUCACAUUGACAAAGCGUGACACUUGGGAAGGCGUGUAUGAUAAAGACUGAGGUUCAUGAUGUCUCCAUACAAUGAGCCUCAUCUUAUUCAGCAAAGGGACAUGCUGUUUAAAAAUCCAUGUAUUGUCCUACUUCUGUUCUGUCCUCCUCAGAUCUAGUUGAGGUAAUUUAAAAGAACUAUGAAUUUGCAUCAGACUAGAUCUAAUUAGGUCAAAUAGCACAGAAACAUUCUGUAUCAUUUCUAAGUGGGAUCAUGGGCUCUGUUUUAAAGUUUAUGAGUUGUUUUUUUUAAAGGAGAGAUGGAGUCCUCUACUGUAUGUCUGUGCUCUGGUACAAUAUAAUGAGCGAUCAGAUGUUAAAAAAAGAGAGUGAAGGUCUUGAGGUAAAUUAAGUGUAAUUUCCUCCCUUUUCUUUUAUAACAGGAAAAGUCAUCAAGCACCUCACAAUAGGCCAUUUUAAUUUACUGAGGAGCAAGGUGCUCCAGGGCCUCUACUUGGCAGAAAUGGUCUCCCUCUAAUUGUCCUAUAAUUACAAAGAUAUGUGAAAGAGCUUUUUUGACAACUCUUUCUCUGCUCUGAGUGCAGAAAUUACAAGCCAGACACUGUGAGAAGAAGGAAGAUCAGGAUUAAACAGAGACAGUAAUGUUAUUUAAUGAUAUGAACACGUAAUGAAGCUGAACCUGACUGAAGUCCCAUUUGUCCUUGCUUUUAAAAAUCAGUAAAUAUAUUUAGGCUAAGGCUGUAAGUAUUGAGGAGGUUUCUAGCUUGUUGUGAGCAGUAUGAACCUCAAACUGUGAGCAAAGAAGUGUAGAGGGAAAGAAAACAGAAAUAUGGAUAAGAAAAGCGCUCCUGGUUGUCAGCAUGUGAGGCUCUGGGCAAAAGUGGAGAAGCUGCUUCCUUCCUGUGGUGCCUGUAAUGGGCGGAGUGAUCCUGAGCCGUGCUGGUGAUGAGGGGCGCCUAAACCAGUGGGGAGGCUGAUAGCUCAGCUCACAGAUGAUUUGUUUCCUUACCCUACAAAGCACACUCAAGAGAGAGGAGACCAAGAAGGAGAGAGGUGGAUUAAUUUGUUGAGUGUGAAGCUUCGAGGAGACGUGUCAGGGCGGCAAGUCGCACCAGAGCUGCUUUGUUUAUUUGACUUUUAGAAUUACUUUGUGUAUCUCUGGGUCAGCCAUUUGUUAUUUCUUUUCUUUUGGCUUGCUCAAAGUGACACUGAAGUAAUUUCAAAGGUCUUACCAAACAACCAGUUGCCAUAGCAACAGGGAAGCAGGAACAGAGCGUGACAGAGUAAAACCUGUUUGUGUUUAGAUGCUGUUUCUGAGUCAUGGUCCUUCUCAUUCAUUUCAGGAAGGUUGAAAUGUACCUAUGCCUCUCCGGACAAGUUGCUCUGACAAAAUACUCCUUCGCCAGUGGUCAGAAAUAUUUACACUGCCUAUAGUUCACAGCCUCACAUCUACUUUUAAAUUGAAGUAUGACAACACAAGACUUUGAAGGAUGCUUAUGUCAUCUGAGUUGCAAAAAGGAGUUAGUUUCAACAUGAGUAAUCUCUGUUUGUUGGCUCUGCAUUAAAAUGCUAAAUCUGCAGACUAGGGACUGCAGACUGCAGGGCUGGACUGUAGUCUAACUGUGUUUGCAGGAAUUGGCUCUGUGCAGGAAAACAGUCAGAAAAGAGUGCAGACUUUGUGGGACACAUAUCAUUGUAAUUCCUCAAUGCCACUGCAUUUCAUUUGAUUAGGUUGCACUAGCAGAUAUCUGCAAAAACCUCAGCCAACAACACCCAGUAAGAAGUACUUUUUCAGCACAAACUUAAAGGCCUGUGUUCACCAGUUGCUUGUUUUCUGCACUGGCAGCACUUUUCUGUUUAUAUAAAACCAGUGCAGUUCUUUGUUUUCACCACUCAGCAGGCUAAGCCUUGAAAUGCCCUCACUCUUGGCUGUUUUCUUGCUGCACCUCCUGUGCAGCUUUAUUGAAAUGCGUUUGACUAUUGGGACACUGAAGUGUUAACGACAACAUUUCUCCCCUAAUGUUCUAUCAGAAUCAUAGACUGUGGAUUUGAAUGGGUGGAGCAAAUGUUCACUGACUGUUAAGCCAAUAGAAUUAGAGCUCCUCCCACUGGCUGGAUUCAGUAUAGGUCAUGAGCCUCACCUCCCCUAUGUUAACAGAUGGAGAAACUUUGUCAUUAAAAUACAUGCCAUAUACACAAACCGUAUAUACAAUGGAUGCCGUCUGGCUCCUCGUUGGGUGAAGCCACCCCAAGAACAGCACCCUCUGGUGAUCAGCUGCAGUAAAGAUCAUGAAUCCCGCCUCCUCCAGCAAUCCCUAUGGAGCUGUGGACAAACUUUAGAAAUUUAUUACACAGAAUAAAAUUUUUUCUCCUCCCUGGUUGUGAUUUUGACAUGUAGUGACUGUAAGACUGGUUUGUGCUCAAGUCCUCUUUCUUCCUCUGUUUUUUUUUUUUAAAUACAGAUUUUGAAAUGUUAUUAGGGGGUUUGCAUUUUCUAUGAUUGACACUUGAUACAGCCUAUGGGCAUACAAAGUUAACGUAGCUCGACCGAGGGAUACGCUGUUUGAGCCGAGCAUCAUCACAGCGACUCUCCGCCAAAUGCGCAGAAUGCUACUGCGCAAGUGGUGGUUCCAAGAGGUGGGGAAAAUCACGGAAAUACCAAAAGCAAUUUGGCUUCAAAUUUGUAUACUGGCGGAAGGUGGAGCCAAGUUGUCCAUACAGUCUAUGGUCAGAUAUGGUUUCUGCCAUUCUAGCUGGUGCUCAGGUUUCUUAAAACAUUAGUUUUAAUUAGUGACUGAGUUUAAAUAGAGAGUAAAUUACAUCAUGAUUGACAGCUCUUUUGUUAAAUGCAGACUCUUUCAGAGUUCUAUAAUUAGCAGAGCAACAAAGGAAGAGCAAAACAAACAAUAACAAGAGUUAUUGAACUUUAUAUAGCCGUAAGCAUCAGCCUCAGAUUAACACACAAAUCUGAUCUACUGUGGACUGAAUCCACCUGAGGGUUUUUUUAGUGUUUUGUCACUGAGUUCAAUAUGUGUUUUGGAUACCAUUGUGGUUUGACAUCAGUCCCAUAAUGCUUCAAGCCAGGGUGUCUCUGCACAGGUUUUAGUUGACUUGCCAAUAACAAUAGUGAAAGAGAGAGUGAUUAAAUUUUUAAUAUGAUAAAGUUAGUUUUCUCCAGUUUCUGUCAGAUGCCUAAAUGCAGGAAAAAAAAUCCAUACUUUCAGAGAAGUCAAUUGUUUGCUUUUUCUUUGGCUACUUGACCUUUCAAUCUUGAAAGCUGCCUGAAAACAUACUUCACUUUGAAUGUUAAUAGAGAAGGUUUCAAGGAUGAAUAAUCAUUAAUGAAAACCUCUGAAUAAUCAGAACAUCUGUGGGCACAGAAGUAAAGGCAGAAAAAUAACUCAUUUGCUCAGGCAGUAAUGAGACUUAUCCUCUAAUUAAACCCUGUAAGGGAGAGUUUUUGCAUUUUCAUGGCUUGAAGGUGCAACUUUUUUUUGCAGAAAGGACUCCAGUAAUCCUUCUAUAAUUAUCUCCUUUGUGCCUGAUUGUGACUGAUACUGCUCUGAUACUGAAACCACUGACAUAAAGACUGAAGUCUCCAGAUGAGGGAGCUUGAGGCUCAGCUUGUAGACCCCAGCCAUCACAGACAAUCACCUCCACCAUCGUAACCAAUUAAAGCGCAGUGUGUACUGUGACCGGCCCAGCAGGAUUGUUCUUAUUCCUUCUGUUCCUCUGUGUGAGAUCUGAAUCAUAUCGUACUUUUUCCACCCCCAGCCUGAUGCACUUUGUACUUUUGAAAUGUUUUCACUGAGAACACCACUGCUUGACUCAACUCUGUCUCUUCUGCUUUUAGUUAACCACAAUGUUAGAUUUGGAAAAUAUCUAUUGAGGAAAAGGUGCACAGAUUUCACUUUUUUUCCAGUGAUAUUUAUUUAUAGCCAAGUAAAAAGGUGAAGUGCGCAGCUGCACGCUCCAUUUCUCUUCCAUCUCUGUGAUGUGGACAGGAUGAGACACUAAAGCCCCAGCUAUCACCAAACCUCAGAGAGAAGAGGGAAGUUGGAAUUCUCAAGCCAAAUCCUAAAAGGUGUUCAAAAAGCUGCACUCCUCUUCCCCUCUCACCUCUCCAACAAAGAGCACAUUCAGCCACUUUGAGUCCCAUCCAGAGCCUUGGUAUCGAAUCAGAGUGUGGAGUGGAGUCAAGGCAGCAGCAGCAGCAGUAUUUUUGAGGUCUUGUUUAAAUCAGUGAUGACUAAAAAGCAACUUUAAAGACGUGAUGUUCAUUUACACCAUCGCUAUUUAAUAUGUACUAUAUGUUUUAAAUAUUUUUAACUUUUGAGUAUCGGCUCUGAGUAUAUGUAUUACUAUCUUCAUCCGAGUCCUAGAAGAUGUCCGUUACGACUUUUGCUGUGAUAAGCUGCUGUUUAAUAUUUGCACCAUCUUCCAAACUCCAAGAUCUAUGUUUGGAUCAUGCAUCAAUUAUCACAACCUAUAACGUCUAACUAAGGAUACCAAAGAUUUUUUUUUUUUUGUCUCAAACCAGAUUUUUAAAUUACAAGGUCACACCUUUUUCUAAAAGUCUUGAUGUAGUUGCGAGUGGUCCUUUAGAUUUAUAUUACACCUAUCCCAUUUUUAUGUUCUUUGGCAUUUAGUGAUAGGCAGGUGUAAAAGGUCAUCCACUUGCUGGGUGUAACCUGGAAAUGGCAACCAUAGGAUUUGUAGCAAUAGUGAUUUUAUUUUCAUGUUUUAUAAAUCACAUUCUGUUCUGAGCUCGAUGUGCCUGACACUGACAUUAAAAUACAAGAGAACAAGACUCAGCAGUUGCUUUAGCAUUAGUGUGGCUAGGAGUCCUGAUAAGCUCCACCUGCUGUAGUUUGAGAGGUCAGAAAUGUUCUCAGGGACUGAACUAUGGAGAGCUUUAUGGGCUGAUAAUGGGAUUGAGGACCAGGGUGAUGUUGUGUUCCAGUAUUUAUGUCAGGUCGAGUCUCUGGCUGCUGUAUUUUGGAUGAGUUGGAGUCAUUCUGCUAAAAAGCUCAUGUCCAAUCCUCUGCGGUUUCUGACUGACAUGCAGUAUUCAAGUUUUGUCUACAAAACCUAAUUCCAUUGAAGUUGGGAAAUUGUGAUAAACGUAAAUAAAAACAGAAUACAAUGAUUUGCAAAUCCUUUUCAACCUAUAUUCAAUUGAAUACAUUACAAAGACAAGAUAUUUAAUGUUCAAACUCAUAAACCUUUUUUUUGCAAAUAAUAAUUAACUCAGAAUUUCAUGGCUACAACACGUGCCAAAGUAGAUGGGACAGGGGUUUACCACUGUGUUACAUUACCUUUCCUUUUAACAACACUUCAUAAUCAUUUGGAAACUGAGGAGACUGAUUGUUGAAGCUUUGAAGGUGGAAUUCUUUCCCAUUCUUGCUUGUUUUACAGCCUCAGUUGUUCAACAGUCCAGGGUCUCCGUUGUCGAAUUUUACGCUUCGUAAUGUGCCACACAUUUUCAAUGGGAGACAGGUCUGGACGGCAGGCAGGCCAGUCGAGUACCCGCACUCUUUUACUACGAAGCCAUGCUGUUGUAACACGUGCAGAAUGUGGCUCGGCAUUGUCUUGCUGAAAUAAGCAGGAGCGAUGCUGGCUUUUGAACUUUGCGUCGAUAACAGUCCGCAUGGUUCUUUUCCUCUUUGGCCCAGAGGACACAACGUCCACUAUUUCCAACAACAAUUUGACAUGUGGACUCAUCAGACUACAGAACACUUUUCCACUUUGCAUCAGUCCAUCUUAGAUGAGUUCCAAAUAGGUGUUUGAUGAUCAUUCCUCAAAUUUCUCAGUAUUUUUUGCCACCUUUCCCAACUUCUUUGUCACGUUUUGCAGCCAUGAAAUUCUGAGUUAAUUAUUAUGUGCAAAAAAAUAAAAAAAUUAUGUUUGAACAUUAAAUAUCUUGUCUUUGUAGUGUAUUCAAUUGAAUAUAGGUUGGAAAGGAUUUGCAAAUCAUGUAUUCUGUUUUUAUUUAUGUUUACCACAAUUUCCCAACUUCAAUGAAAUUGGGUUUUGUACAUCCAAGAGUCUAUAUCAUUUAUAAAGUCUGACUGUUUUGCCAGGACUAAAAUAACCAGAUGACGGAAAAAUACAAAUAUGGGGCAGGGAAUAGCAUGAAGUAAACAUUGAUAAUUGGCAGUGGGAUCCUGAAUGAGCUGCUUUCUUGAUCUGUCUACAUACCCACAGGGUCAGGUGAUGCUUCACUGUCUCCAACACUGUCUCUUCAGUAAGAGUCAUAGGCCACCAGUAAUGAAUGGGUGUGAAGCCAUGCUGACAGCAGCUGCAGGGCGCCAUCAAGCUGCUACUCUGGUCUUCUUAGAAAUGAAAAAAAUAGAUGUGGGUAAUCUCUUCUAUUUUCUCAGAAUACCAGCUGGGAUAAUGAGAGGAGCCCAUAUAGUGUGGGAUAUUUUAAUGGUCUUCUGUAGUCUGCAACCUCUGUUUCUGUGUCAGUGCAAAUAGUAGUGAACUGUGGAGUUUGUUGAGUUUCCUGAGGCUCAGACUGCAAAUAUUCCCCAGAGCCAAAGUGUUUAUGAACAGGAGCGCUCAUGUUCAUGUGGACUGCAAUUGUUUUACCUUACGUGAUUAUCCUGCAAGCUUUAGAGAGAUAAGAUACAUGCACAGUAGGGGGUUGGGAAUCAUCCAUUUCAUUUUCAUGUGGCAGUUAUUAUUACAAAUAAAAGAAAAUAAGUCCACCUGGUUGAUUUAAAGGCACAGCAUGUCGUAUUUUGUAGCAUUUCGCUAAACUGUUGAGGUAAAAAUGGAAUAUAAUAUUCUAGAGUGUGUUAACAAUAGUGAGAAACCACCUGAAUAUAAAUAUUGGUUUGUUUUUGCUUAUUAUAAAUGCAUUUUACAUCAACACAAAGAGGUGAGUCCUUUCCAUGGAGGCCAUUUUUCUACAGUCGCACAGAGUAGACAAACAAUACACCAUACAUGUUUUUGCUUUAAAUGAAGGAUCAAAUCUACAUAUGUAGCACAAGAGCUUUCUCUUCUUGAAGGUGUCACCAACAGGAGGGGUAGUUUCAAUUUAGAGUCUGGCUGUUAAAGUACACCAAGCAUUCCUAUCUCUUUGCACUAUCCCUUUAAAUAUGAUUGCUGCUCUGUUUUCUUUCUGCAGUGCUUUAGUGAGUACUUAACUGACUUCAAUGUUUUCAUGACUGUCACCUCAGCAGAAAUAAUUUGAUUUUGAUUUUUGGAUUUUUCUUUUGGAGUGCAUCCAAGGGAAACAUUAUAUUUGCGUCUUUAAAAGAACCUCUUAAAAGUCAAAGUUCAAUAAUGAUGGAUGAAAUUGUUUUUUUUAAUUUUUUAUUCUAAUUCUUUUGAAUCUAACAGUACAAAUUAUACCUGAUGUUGCUUUUAAGAUAAUCUUUUCUAGGAUAAAUUAGAGGAAACCGUUGAUGCAAAAUGAAAUAAUUGAUUUUAAAUGUUGCUUUGAUUGAACUGAUAAAAAGAAAUCAAGGUAUCCACGGGAUCUCUUAUUAAGAUGUAAUUGGCCAUCAUUUUCUCUAUCUUUCACAGCUGUACCAGAAUGGUGGUUUUUCUUUUCAAAAGGGCACUCAGCAUGAUUCUAGCACACAGGGGGGGUCCACACUUAACCGCCAUCUGUGUCUGACAUUAGGCGCAGGAACACAAGGCCAAUCCUACCUUUUCAUAUUUCCUUUAGUAGGAUGACACAUUUGUGUUUGGGGUAAAAUAUCUCUUAAAUGAAGACAAAAUUAAUCACCAAAUCUAAAAUAAAAGGGGUCUAACAGUUUUAAUGUCAAAACAAAUUACUUUAGGUUCAAGGGAUAUUCCAGUGUAAAUUUAAGUUGUGGUCAAACACAAUGUAACUCAAAAGUUAGACACCCCUUGGAGAGAUAAUUGUUGCCGACUGCUUGCUUCUCUAGUUAUACCAACUUUAGUAAUGAUCGCACAAUAGAAAUACACAGCGGUCUACAUCUCUAUGUGCAAACCUUAACCAAAAAGCCACUCUAUAGCCACAAUAAUGCUCAGAACAGUGCCUAACUUCAUCAACACAUAGGGUCCCAGCCGUAGUACUAGCCACCAAACAUCUUUCAGCUUUGGCUGAUUUCUUUAGCAAAGGGACCAAACACAACUCACCCACUCUCCUCCAGCAGCCGCUUGUUUGUGGGAGAGCCCUGACCAGUUGAUCACUGAGUGCAGUGGAUUAUUUCCAUGAAGUAAACAUCAUCAUCUCAAUCAUUUUGCACUGCAGAUGCAGUAUUUCUUCUGCAAUUUCUUCUGAAAUUAGAAAAAAAAGUUAAGUUUUAGACCUCAAACGUUUCCAGUCAUCCAUCAUUGCAGGUUUGGUUUGAGUUGCCUUGGCCUUCAAAUACACCAAAAUUGAAGUCACCAUCUCAGCUCCUGGAAUGUGGAUGAUAUUUUUGUGUUGCUCUCCCUACUAAUAUUAAUGUAACAUUGAAGUAAGAGAAAAUACAGCUGUGUCUUUGCCUGAAGGUGUGUUUGGACAAAAUCCAACAAAGGUGGGACACCGAUGGCAUUAUGACAGAAUAAACUAUGUACCUGGAUGUUCCAGGCUGUAGAAAAGCAGUAAGAACGUAAGCCCUUUCAGUCAUCAAAUCCGUAUUGCUUUAAAGCUUUGUCUUCUUAAGAGAAAAUGUGGACUUCAGUGUUGCUUUUCAAUUUGAACAUUUGAUAGGAUGUUACACCACUUUGUUAUGAGUGCAAGCAGCAUAAGGAAGAGUAAGGUUUGUACUGACCUUCUGUACCAUACAUCUCUUUUGUUAGUGCUUGUCAAUUUGAUACUGCUCUCUUCUGAUGAUUGUGCUGAUGUAAGCCAGCAGUGUUGUGUCUUUGCUGUUCUGGCUCUGUUGUUGUUGUUGACAUUUUAGAUUUCCCUAUUAUGUCAUCUCUCCACAAUAUGUUACAUGCCAUAAAUAUUGAUUUUCUCUUGAGAUAUCAACAGUUUCAAAAGAACAAAAGAGAGACUGUCUCAAAAUUUACAUUUGUUACCACAGGACUAUUGAUAUAUUUAUUGAUUUACUGGAUCUCAACUAGUUAUUAUUGCAGUAACAACUAUUCCUCUUUAGGUCGAUAGAGCCAUUCUAAUUUUGGUACAACAAAAGUGUUUCAAUUAUGUGUCCAUCACCACUAAUAAUUCAGAAGAAAUCAUUUGAAUUUAUAAGAGAUUUAAGUUUAAAAUAGAUUAGUAGUAAUAAGUAACAUAUGGUGAAAGGCCAACAAAGCUAGAUUGAUGAAAAAGUAAUCACCAUAUAUCUCCACCAUGACUUUGGGCUCAUUAUUUUGUUGUUUGAACCUUUUAACUGCAUCUGGUUUGCUUUAUAAUGAAUGAAAUUUAGAAAACUGGCAAAUAACGUCACCCCAGUGACAAUCAUGAGAUCUGCAUAGGUAGUUUUUUUAAUUAUUUUUAUUAUUAGUUCGUUUUAUUUUAUAUAUUUCAUUAUUUAUCUAACUAUUUAAAUUUUUUAAUUUUUAAUUUUAUUUUUUUUCUUUGGGGGGGACAAUUCAGUUUGCAUAAUGGGCAAAGCCUGAGUUCGACCAGGGCAGACAGGAGAUGGUUUUAUCCUCAGGUUUUCUCAGCAGUAGCUCUGAGAUUUCAGGCAGCACUAAUGACCGCAGCAAACAAUGUGAUGUCCUCUGAAGUCUAUGCUUAAAAUAUUAAAUAUAGACUCUAGGAAAAACAUUAAAAGAUGAAGUUCAUUCUUAUGUGGACAGAUUUUUGUGAAACAUUGCCAUGCAGCACCAAAUGGGGAUUUCAGUCAGAUCUGAAUAUGAGUUUAAAACAGCUUGUUUGAAUUUGAGGAUUUCCAUAUCUAAGUCUGAUUAAAUCACAGGGAGGCAUUAACAGCUCUCAUCUCAACGGACAAAAAGGGACGUGUUGUCACAGCAGAGGCUAUCAUCUCGUUUUGAUUUUCUGAUUCACUAGUUUUAAUCUAAAACUCUUGAUAUGAACCCAGUUGCAUUUCAACUUAAAGGGCUCAAGAUCUGAGAACUCAGAGUGUAGAUAUAGUUCUGUCAUAUGCAUUAAUACUAUGAUCCCUUCUUGUCUCAUUACAGCGCAGUGCUGUCCAUGAAGUCAUUAGAGUAGGAACAAAUGUAAUGAGCACAGACAUCUUUUAAAUGGAUUUUCACACAGAUACAGACCGUUCCUGCUUUACAGACUGAGUCCUGCAGAUCUAAAUCUGAAAAAGUGUACUUUUAUGUAUGUAUUUACUGUAUGUAUGCAAAGCUUUCUUUCUGAGUCUUAAAUUGAUGGGUCUGAGUAUAAAUUAACUGUAAUUAUGAAGUCCAAAAGCCUAAUCAGUGCUGCUAUCUCUCUACCCCCCACCCCCUUCCCGUAGAUCUCUUCCUUUGCCCUGUUGCUAUGGUACCUUAGCAACUCACCUCUUCAAUCUGUUUUCUGUUUCUGUGUUCCCAUGAAAGGAUCCAUCACCUGAACCCAAAGAGGAGCAGACAACAGCAGCAGCAGCAGAAACUGAACAACACGACGAGGUCUUUGGUAAGCGGUCAAGCCAGGUGUUGGAUCUGAAUGUACAGAAUGUAUAUUGAUGAUGUUAAAAACAGACAGAUUUCUAAGGCAUCAGAAAAUUGGAGAUGUCAAAACCUUUGUAUUCUUACCAAAGUACAGUUGAAAGUACUGAAAUGUUUACCUACUGCAUGAAAUGAACCCGGAUCGACAGCUUUAAAUCCACACUGAUACAGUUCACCGGAGCAAACUUGACUAUGUUUGUUUUUCUUCCCUUUUUUGGGGUAAUAAUCAAAGUUUUGCCUCACAAACUGACUCAGAAGCUUUAACCCCAUGGUGUGACAUUUGCUGGGGUGAAAAAUCUAGAUGGUAGAUGGUUAGCAAUUAGCAGUGAUGAAUGAAGUAUGGUGGUUUAUGAAAGCCAACCAUUUCUCAUAAAGAUUUGAAGUUUGGUAUUUCAUGCAACAUGAAGUUUCUUAUCUUCCAAGUUUCUCCUCAGUGUAAUUUAUUGUGACAUGCUCAGAGUGAGAGGGCAGAGAUUUGUAGUACUACAGCUUAGCAGAUGAGGGCAGGGUUUAAUGCUCUACAAACAAAGGCAUCUGAAGAUCAGGAUUACGUUUACAGAUUUUGAGCUGAGAAGAAAUUGCAGCUGCACAGUUGGUGCAUUCUUUGCAGGAGGAAGCCUCUUGGGAAAUUUAACCGGUGCAAGAUUUGUUGAUUUAACUUGAGCAUGCUGCAAAAAAAAUCAAGAAAAAUGGGAUAAAAACUCAAUCCUUAGGUUACAAGUUUUCCAUGAAAGAGCAGCCUCAAGGGAGCCUCACUGUCAGCCAGAGGGGAGAGUUUUCUGUUUUUUUGUACAUAGUAGUGCUGUGGCCAAAUGUCCAGAGGCCAACAACACUGCCAUGAAGUGUGCAGACUUUCUUUUUCUGCAUGUUGGUGAUGUGCCAGAAAGCAAACACACCAAGUAAAAAGACCACUGGCUGCUCAUUCUGCAUUUAAAAACACUCUCAACCCUGACCACAUUUGCAUAGGAGGAGCACAAAACCCUCAAGAGACAGAGAAUAGAAACCAGGGUUUUCUUCCUUGUUGUGAGUUUUGGUCUCGUGUCUGUGGAUAGUGUUCAGGGUAGGCUGAGGUGAUGAGCAUGAGAGGCAGGGUUCAGGGAUGUGUACUGACUGAAGUAGCAACAGCUAGUGAUCUGAGUGUCAGUGAACAAAAAGUUUGACAGUCUUGAGAUCAAAAAACUCUGCAAGCAUCAAGAUGGAAAAUCAGUUCAUCUUUAAAAACACCACACAGUCUCUCAGAACAGAUACCACAGGAAGUGUCUGUAAUUUGGCUUGUGCUGAUUUGAAUUAGUUGGUGGCGGCAAGCCCGGUGAAGUUUGGCUCAAAUUUUAUUCUGUAGCACAUGGUGGCAUGUUUGUGCAACAAUGAUCCAACCUUUCAGUCUUGCGAUUGCAUCAAAGAGUUUUCAACAUCUUUUAUAUACUGUAUAUUAAAUUCAAAAGAAAAACCAAUAAACCUAAACUUAUCAAAGGAUACAUUUUGUGUUGUUGAAAAGGUCUGGAAAUCUAAACCUUAAGUAAAAGUAAUGAUCGAUAGGUAAUUGAAUAAUUUACGUUAUACAUGGCCCACCUUCUAGUGAUAAUAUGCAUUGCCUGAUAAUAAUACAAGGGUACUUAAUUGUUUUUCUACUGAUUUAAACUACUUGCUGCUCUAUUCUUUAGGACAGGGUUAGGUUAAACUGACUGGUGACCCUCACUGUCUCUCAAGAUGGUUAAAAGUUGCUUUAAGCUGUGCACAAGAGGAUAGAACAAUACAAAAAAAUACACCAGCCAAAUAACUGUAGUGAUGUUCUGUGAUACUUGAAAAUAGGGUACAAGCUGAGCUUCAUUCUGGCUUAAUACUAUAUACCUAAUUUAGCUUGUCUGCAGAAAAUUAGCCCACUUGUGUUUCUCAGUCUCCUUCACUACUAUGACUUAACAUCCUGUAAGUUAUGCUGUCCAUUUUCCAUCAUAGUCUUCAGAGGGGUCAUGAGGCAGCAAAGUAUUAAACUGCCUACACAUUUAACUUUGCUCGUUGUAUUUAUCAUGAACUGACUAUUUGUGUCAAGAUUUUUACAAUAGUGGAUUAUAUAUGCCAUUUGAAUUCAUUUCAAAUUUUCAGUGCUUUUAAAAGGCCUCCCACCCCCCACCCCCCCAUCCAACUGUCCAGGGGUCCCAACCAUAGACUGUAUAUAGAAUGGACGCCAUCUGCCUCCUCACUGGGUGAAGCCACCCCGAGAACAGCACCCUCUGGUGAUGGGCUGCAGUAUAGGUCAGAAAUCCCACCUCCUCCAGCAAUCCCUAUGGAGCUGUGGACAAACUUUAGAAAUUUAUUACACAGAAUAUUAAUUUAUCUUCCACCUGGUUACGAUGUUGACAUGUAGUUACUGUAAGACUGGUUUGUGCUCAAGUCCUCUUUUUUUCUGUGCGGCUCCAUUUUUAAAAAGUUAUUAGGGGGUUCAUGUUUUCUAUGAUUGACACUUCAUACAGCCUAUAGGCGUACGCCAAAUGCGCACAUUGCUAAUGCACAAGUGGUGGUAGAGAGCAACACUGCUUCAAAUUUCGUAUAAUGACGAAGUUGUCCAUAGUAUAUACAGUAUAUGGUCCCAAACACUUCUUUAAGACAAGUAAAGCAUCAUACAGUGGGAUGUACAAUACCCUUUUACCACCUGCAGCCAUGCUGUUCCCAGGGGGUUGUUUUUGUGCUUUGGAUUUGUGACUUUAUCCUGUGCUGGUAUCAACCAGCAUCUCAACAGACUGGAUUCAAGUCAGAGAAUCAUUUACAGUGACGACUGAAGUAAUUGAAAAAAUAUAAAGCCUUGAUGCUUUUUCUAGAAAAGAGUUGCAGUUUGUUACCAUGUGACACAUUUCCUCAUUGAUCUGUCUGUGCUGAAUGACGAAAUCUAUACGUGGAUGUUUUAUAUAGACUCGAUCGACUGUGUUCAGUUGUGUCUGCUGCAGCAUCUUUGAAUGACAUCCACUUCUCAUCUGGAUGGGAGUUAAAAUCUUAGAACACCACAGUAUUAAAUGUACAAAUACUGAAUAAUAAUAUAAUAAAAUAAUAACGUAUAAGAGAAACGGCAUCAUCAAAAUAACACUCCAUGGUGUUAUUUUUGCACUACAGAUUAAUUCACAUGUUUCUCUCUCAUCAUUCAGAAUGUGGUGCAGUUUUUAGAUAUUAUCACAAUUUACUUAACUGAACCAAACAUUUUCCUUUUUUACGACAUACCUGUAUUUGACAUUUAUAACAUCGUUUUAAAGGCCUUAAAAGAUUAACAAAUAUUUUCUUUCUAAGAUCCAUUGACAUUCAUUGGAGAGUUUCUAUGCUGUGUUUAUGAUUAAUAAGUAAAGAUCUCUGCUCAGUGAUGGCUAAAGGGUAUUUGUAAUGCCUGGAUUACUGGCUAUCAUGAAAUGAAGGUCAGUGUUCAUCCAGUAUCAAUCAAAACUAUUUUUCUGAGCCUGGAUUCAUUGUGUUUGUCUCUAUGUGUGUGUGCACAGAGAGAGAGGCAUGAUUGGAUUUGUGUGGGUCUGUAUUGAUUUCAUGUCAUGGCAGCUUGUUUGGGCAUGUCAUCAUACCUCUUUGUGUAUUGGGAAACUCACCAGAUGUCAACUUCUGCACACAUCGUCUGCUGAUCUCCCUUUUGCCUUUAUAUCAGCAGAAAACUUAUAUCUGGCAUCAGCUUUGUCAGAUUUUCCCUGAAGCUAAUUAAUCUCCCAUGUGUUAACACUUUUCAUCGACUUCGAGGAUCAUCCACUGUCUCAAGUGAUACUUCAAAAAAACAGCCCACACAACACAUGGUCACAUUAUCUUUAGUCAUUAGGGGCACCAUGGUUUAAAGGCAGAUACAUAAAACAGUCAGAGAGACAAUAGAAGACUUUCUUAGUGCUUGAUUGAUCGACCAGCCUGACCUCUGACAGUUUUCUACUCAGAUUUCUCGGACUGAUGCGUCAAAACUGCACAGGAUAUGAAAAAACAUGAGCAGAGGAUGUAGAUAUGGGUGACGUCUCUUCUGGACAGAAAUAAAUCUAGCAUAUUGUGACUGAUUUUAUUACAGCCGUGCAUUAUUGCUACCUGCUUUAGUGGAGUUGUAAUUGGUAGGCGUCAUGACUCAUCCCGGCCUGUCCAAUGUCUGGGGAUGUCUCCGUGCGGCACUUCCUGUUUGCACUGCAUUUCCACGGAAAGGCAAACACCACCAUGAGCUGUGCGACUGUUAAAAGCCUAUUAUGGCUCCAUUACCUGGCCCAGUCUCGGGCAGGCCUCCGCACAGUAAAACAGACCCCCUCUAUCUGCCUGAUCUGUCCUGACUCUGCAUGGGUCACUGUGUCUUUAUCAUCAAACGGUGAAGUGACAAGAAAGGAACAGUUGAGACGAGUGCAACAUGAAGGCCUUUGAGGAAAGAUUUGAUUAUGUCUUUAGGUUUGAAAUCAGUGCGAUUUCAGUCAAGCUCACCUGUCAACAUGGAUUUCAAGUCUAGUUUCAGUCGGACUAACAUGAUAAAUCAAUUUUUUUAACAACAUGGUAAUGUACUGAGUUGGAUAGUGUUGGGUAGGGCUGCAGCUAUCGAAUAUUGUAGUCAUCGAGUAUUCUACCGAAUAUUCCAUCGAUUAAUCUAGUAAUCGGAAAAAACAUAUAUAUAUAUAUAUAUAUAUAUAUAUAUAUAUAUAUAUACUGUGACAGUGCAAUUAUUAAUAUACAAGAGAAAAUAAGACAUUAAACUUAAUAGAAUCGCUGAAUAGCUCCUAUGUUACCUGCUUCUGCUACUACACCAGCAACGUUAGGCUGCAAGCUAGCAUGAAGAGGAGUGUGCAGAGCAGAGCUGUCUCCGCCCAUGACUCAGAGGCAAAGUGCUAAUGAGCUACAGGAGCUCUGCAGAAGAAAAGCCCCUUUCAUCAUUCAUUUUUUACGCUCUGCAAAACCAAAACCGCGCUUACUCCUCCUUCUACCGCAGCAAUGGAAGCGCGUUGUGUCACUUUGAAAAUAAGCCAUGCGAAACAGUGACGAUUUAAGCUCAUAAAUGAGUACUCGAAGCAGAGAAAAUUCCUUGAUCAUUUUUUUGUAAUUGAGGUACUCGAGGAAUUGUUUCAGCCCUAGUGUUGGAAAAAGUCAUGGUGCAUUACAAGUCUUUAACUUAAGCAUGUAGCUUUGCAAAAUCAAUCUCACAUUUUGUCCAAAUGUUCUGAAUUUGAUUUUUGCUCGCUCUGUUUUGAAAGUCUCACUCUUCAUUCUUAUGUGUAAUUAUCAAUUAAACCCAACUUUUUAUAUGUAUCACUGCUGACUUGAUCACAGUAACUAGAACGUCUUAUUUCAAGUAUUGAAUGUACAAAUUCAAUUUAACUGGGGAUUUAACUGAGCUGGGCUGUUUGUUCAGACUAAAAGCAUAUUUACAGCGUAAAGGUCAUGUCGGCACUUAAUCCUACACAGAAGUAGCAAGCCUUAAAUUGCUGUGCUUGAGGUGUGAACAGGCACAUUUUCUAUAGAGGUCUUUAUAAGGUUUCUGAGAUAUUCAACAUGAUUCAUUACAAAUGCAUCAACAUCACUUCGUGAUAUUAGCAAAGUAAUUCUUUUGGUGUUCAUUUAUGAAGCUUUAGAUGUGAGGAUUAAUCAGACAGGAGUAGCAGAAACCUUGUAAAAGCUUUUCACAUAGAUUUAAAACCCGACAAAGAGAGUGAAAUCAAGGAUAGACAUCUACCGCCUGUAAGCUGCUGCCUGCCAGGUUCACACAGACAGAAAGCAGGGAUGCAGAUUUAAAAAGGCUCUGAGCUGUUUCCCUGGAGCACUUCAAAACAUUAGCUUUUGUAAUUAGUAAUUACUUUGUUUUUGCUGAACUCCCCUCCUACUCGCUCAGGAGAGGAACUUCAAUGAAAUUAAUCCAUAGGGGUUACCUAAACUCUGUGUUGCAGGUCCAUUUCUUCUCAUGCAAAAGAGGGAGGAGAGUAGAAAAGUUUAAAAACACAAAGCAUAGAGUACAAGUGAGGCUACAGCUUCAUGGCGUAAUGUGUAUGUCUCAAUAUUCCCCUGAACACUUAUCUUAUUUCCCCUCUGUUACAGGGGUUAUUUGAAGACAGAAAAAUGCUUGAGACACACAAGUGCGCUUAGAGAGUGAGUAAUCAGCCUUCAGGGUAACCUCUUCAGCCUGUUAUCAAACCAAAAAUUAUUACACGGUCAGUAAAGAACCAUUUCUAAUUCCUGUCUGUUGCAUGGAGCUGCUGAGAAAGUUGGUACCUCUAAGGUCUAGUCGAGCAGCGGCUUGUUAUAAAAGCCUUUAACCCAAGAAUAGAAAUUCAAAAAGGAGGCAGGGUACGGGUAUGUGCAGCAAAUAAACUGGAUCAUAGUUUUAUGGCUGCAAAAGUACUUGCUGAGUCCUGACAAUUUCGGUGCCAUUCUUUCAAGAUUGAAAAUCAAUGUACUUCAACAUCCUCUGCUAUUCUACACAUUUUUUCACUUUUACAGUUGGUUUCUUUCAAAAUCAAAUCUCACGCCAAGACCAAGUUGUAAAAGCAGUAUUUUAGAAAUCUCUAUUUGGUUUUACAAUUGCAGAAAGGGGAGCAAUUUGUGAACCUUGAGCUUGCAGUGUAAAACCAAAAGCUUAAAAAAAGGUUACAAGAGAGACACUUCACUGGAGAUCAAGUGAGCUGUAGGUCUGCUGAAGUCUCCUCCAAUGUCUGAAGACCUGAGAGCACCCAGGAGGCAUCCUUGUCAAUGGCCUGACCUCAGCUGGUUUCUUUUAAAGUGAGUAUGGAAUCAGAUUGGUGUCAAAAAUAAUCAAACAAAACUUCCUCAAUAUCAAACAAUAAUAAGAAUUUGAGAGAGAAUAAAACUCACUGAAGCAAAAAAAAGGAAUAAUCAAGCAAAACUUCUUCAAUAUCAAACAAAAUUAAGAAUUUAAUAGAGAAUAAAACUCACUGAAGCAAAAAAAGUCAUCUAAAAAGUAAAACUUGUAAGUUGCAAACAAAUUAUUUGUGCAAUUGUGUAAACUACUGGUCUUUUACUUUUUGUCAGAGAUCCUUUGGUCACAGUAUCCUCUGUUUCUUUCUCGCUGCUCAGACUUUUGCUCUCACCGUCAGUUUUGCAGUUAUGCUGCCAGCUGUCGCGUUCGCUCUCCCUGAGUUUUUGUUUGUGUGACCAAAUCCUGUGACCAAAGGAUCUAUGACAAAAAGUAAAAGACCAAUAGUUUACACAAUUGCCUGAAUAAUUUGUUCGCAAGUUAUAAGUUUUACUUUUGAGAUGACUUUUUUUUUGAUUCCAUAGUAGAGGAGCCACUGAAAACACAAAACAAACUAAUGCAAAAGAAAAAAAAGGCAUGCUUUUUCAGAAAUCAAAUUUACCCCUUUAAAUGCUUUAUAUCUGGGUUGGUUUGUAAGGGAAAGGGGCUGGAUGCCAGAGGUAAUGCAGUCCUGUGUGAUGCGAUUUCGCUUUUUUCUUUCCUACAAUCAACAUGCCAUCCAGCUGGGCUCCUCUUUUUUAUUAAUUUAUGAUCAUAUUUUUUUCUAGUUCUGUGAUCCUCACAUUACCCUCUCUAUUUUGAGUACAGAUUGGCAGAAUAAAUGAACUUGUGAUGUAGUAGCUGUUGAAGUUUGUGCAUUUUAUGGAUUUUUAUUCCACUAAAUUGACAAACACCUGUUAGAUUUCCUAAUUAAAUCACAAAUUCUUUAGAGUAAUGCACAGGGGUACUGGUCAGGCAAGGCUGUUUUAUAGGCGCCAUGCAGAGGGAGUCAGAAACGUCCCAGUCAGAACGUCACUCUAUCAUACCAUACCUAAACAUUUCCUUUUUGCAGGAUUUAGUUGUUUGUAGCAACCUUCCAAAUGGUAGAAUACAGUGAAGGGAUUGAAUUAGUUCAUAUUUAGUUCAUUUUCAUUUGUACUUAUGAACCUAUAUUUUAUUCUGAGGUAAUAUUAUUUGUAACAAUCACCUUCUUAAAUGGUUUUCCUUCCAUUGAAGUUUUGGAGAUAAGGAUCCUAAGGAAAUGUUUAUUUAUUCACUCAUUUUGUAUUUGAUGUCCGAAACAUGUUCCAAGAAAUCUGGGACAGGGUCAUGUUUGGGGGUCUGUGUUACAUCACCUUUCCUUUGGCUCCUAAACCUGAUGUACUUUUCAGCACUCUGAUACCGUCACAGAUUUUAGAGUUUGCUCAAUUUUCCUUGUCUUUUCUUGCUCCUGUCCCAGCUUUUUUGGAACGUGUUGCAGGCAUCAAAUUCAUAUUUGCAAAAAAAAAAAAAAAUCAAUCAAUUUUAUCACUUUAAACAUGAAAUAUAUUAUCUUUGUUGUGUGUUUAAUUGAGUAAAGGUCAAAAAAGAUUUGCAAAUAAUUGUUUUCAGGUCUUUAUUCAUGUUAUUCACACAACAUCCCAACUGCAUUGGAACUGGGGUUUGUAGAUACGAGAUGAAAAAUAAUCAAAGACUGGUUAUCAGCGUGAUUUUUGUCAAACCAAUGCGCAGAAGAGGUGCGAAGAAUAAGAGUAGAAAAAGAAACAACAGAAUGAAUGCUACGCACGAACAGAUAAAAUCAUAUUUAACAAACAGCAUGGGGCCGGAUAGACUCAGCAUACUGGCAAUACUUUUAAUAGAGAAGAGCAGAGCCAGAAAUUUUGACCAAAAUAGUUUAGUCACGGACUUGUCUGAGCAGAAGGAACUUCCUAUUAAGCACAAGUUUGUCUUUGAUGUGGAGUGGGAUGGAAUUUAAAGUUUAGCAGCACAACUGUUGCCUCUCAUAUGCCAGAAAAUAUGCACCAACUGUGUCUGAGAUUGAAAAUGGCCGCCACAAGGUUAAUGAUAAAAGUUCAAGUCUGCAUGUAACUACAUCAGGGGCUGUCAUCAAUAAUGUAUGGUGGACAUAUGUGUAUUAAGCUCCUCUCUUACCUCUGUUUCAUUAACAUACAGUGUGAGCUGCCUUGGGUCCAGAGCUACUUUGGAUGUCCUGUACUUGAAAUAAACCAGGCUGUGGUAGCUUGAGCUGUUAGAGAAACAGGCUGUAUGAAACAUGGACUUAGUGUUGUUUCACACGUGUUUCUGACGUAAUGUUUUCAAGUCUGUCUGUGAGAGUCACCUUAUUGAAAACACUGACUUAACUUAACUUAUUAUAGUCAUCUUAAAAGGGCGGCAAAGAGGUAAGGUAGAGUUAAUGUUCUGAGCAUUAUUUGUGGCUGUAGAGUGGAUUUUUGGUUGACGUUUGCACAUGGAGAUGUAAACCGCUUUGUAUUGCUAUUGUGCGGUCGUUACUAAAGUUAGUAACUAGAGAAGCAAGCAGUCGGCAAAAUUUAUCGCUCAAGGGGGUGUCUAAUUCAGUGUUACAGUGUGUUUGACCCUAACUUAAAUUUACGCCAGAAUAACCCUUUAAGAUCCUUCAAUUUCAGGAAGGAGGGCCCUAAAAUGUUAUAUGUUUAUCCCAGAGGCUGUAUCUGUUAUGUUCCACCACUCAUAAGAAGUAUUUUUUUAAGAGAGGCAACACAAAACACUCUCUGUCAUGUUAAAAUACUUCUGUGGGAUCAAUCUUUAAAAAUCAACACUGCAAACAGUAACUAAUCUUGGUUUUUGAUUUUCAAAGCCUGUUCAAGUUUUUCAUUUUCUGCAGGUUUGCUUUCAAUACACGCCGGUUGCUGUUUAUCAUCGGCAAACCAGUCAUACCCAUGCCAGCCAUAAAAAAAAGAAAAGUGACAUCAACACGUCAAAGCGAUGACGCAAGUCUCAACAAAACUGGAGCCAAUCUCUGGCUCUUCAGCAUGCCAGGCAGUUUGCCUACUUUGUAGAGCUGCACACACAGUUUAAUCUUCCUGCUACUGUCAAAGAUGGCAUUGAAGCAGUUUGAAUCAAAAACCUAAUCUCUGUUUAUAGAGUCUACAUCUAUAUGGAGAGAGCUGGGAUUUGGUUUUUAAAAGUUUCUAUGAGCUGUUGGCUCUUGCUUUAUGCAGGAAAACAAUCCCUGUAGAGGGCAAAAAGGAUGGGAAAGCAGUCUUGUGUAGCGCAGUCCACCAAAACCCAUCAGUCAUCACUGACUGUUUUGCCAUUGUUGCUGUUUUUUAUUUGUACCGACUGAUUUUGUACAGAUGAAUAUUCUCAGUUCAAAACUAGACGGUCCAAGAUCAAGCUUUCACUGACAGUGCAUGCAGCACCGUAAUGAGAAUGUGAAUGAGUUUGUUCCUGUGCUGUAUAUAUGCCUUCUGUACACAUUUGUAAGUGCAGUGGCUCAGUCAUUCGUCUCCGUGGCGGAGGCUGACACAGGCUGGUACGGGCCCUGGCACUGCCAACAUGAAGCCCCUCCUCUCCUCCCCCCUCAAAAGCUCUGAUUGUUAAAGGGCAACGUCCAUCACUGGACCAGUGUUCUGUGGUUUGACACCAUUGUUCAGAUUCUCCCUUUCUGUCCCCUCUCACCUCACUUUCUCAAUUCUGAUGUCUUUCCCUUUCUUCAAGAUUUCUUUUUCCUCCCUUGUCAAACUGUAUCUAAAAUUAUUCAUGAACCCAUAACUUUUUAACACAUGCAGACUUUUUUUGUUAUUCAUUUAUCAAUCAUGUAAGGACUAUUUAUUUCCACCUGUCUGCUGUUUUCUCAUAGAUUUUAUGUAGACCCACCUCUCUAUGGGUUUUACGCCUGUCUAUUUGUGUGUCUCGUUGUAAGAGUAUGUCCCUCGGUGUUGCUAUGAGUCCGGCAGACCACGUCAUCCAGCUUCGACCAUCUGGCAGGACAAUCAGUGAGUGUAUGUGUGAAUUAGCAGCUGGAUUUGUGGCUACAAGGGUCUAAGGGGAGGGGAUGAUGGGUAACCAACAGAGUACAAAAGCACUACCCUGGUUUCUGCAUCCCAUAUGUCCAACAAGAUGGAUUGGAGUCCUUUACCCUCAGAGGGAAAUAACAAUCUCAAUUUUAAGUGGAAGCAAAGCUGCGACAAGUGUCUGUGACCAUGUUUGGAUGUCCCUGGUUUCAUGAAGAAACAUGUUGAAGACUGAUCCAGUUAGGAUUAAUCUUGGAAAUAAAAUGCAUGAGUCAUGUGGUCGUACUUUGCCUCAUCGAUCACAUUUGAAAUCUGUCUUGAGUUAUCUCAAGGAUGAAAAGAGAUACAAACAGAGAGAGCUCCACUUUCACGCUCCUCUGACACGCCUGGUGGUUUGAGAGCUCGCCUUGAGAGCAAAUUCAGAAGAGCUUGAUCGGUUUUCAAGAAAUAGCAGCAAAUUUAUCUUUCUGCAAGUUGCAAAGAAUAUCAAGUGUGCUUUUACUGCAGCAAAGUAUCCACUCUCUUCUUUGCACAUCUUCAGUAUGUGGUGAUGACACCAAAUGCUGCAAUUGGAUCAUAUUCAUACAGCCUAUUUUGUGUGAUUCCAGCAGAUCAGAGUGCUGUUGUAUAGAAAUGAUCCAAGUGUGCCUCGGUGUGCUUAGCUGGAAGAAAGGAAUUCAGGAUCAGUCAGGUUCCUGAUCUAGUAUUUCUUAACUUUCAAUUUCUCAUAUUAAAAGGAUCAGUGCUUCCCUUCAGCUCAGUGGAUGCACCCGACAAAGACAUCUGCUGCGUUUUAUUUAUUCCCAAUCGGCAAAAAAGCUUUACAAAUCAGUGCUUGAGACAAAACUUAAGACAGUAGGGGAGAGGGGGGUAAGUUGAGCCACCCCAUGUUGCUCGGAAAUGGUAAAAGAAAUUGAUCAUGUGACCAAAUAUUUAGGAGAUGGGCAUCAAUUCAUGGAGUCUGUUAGGGUUAGAAGGGCAUGGGUGAAGGGGUUAGACAUUUAUUUCCAAAAAAAAGAAACAUUUCACUCUUGAAAUAGAAUUUAGUCUGUCAUAAGUUUGAUUAGAAUUGUGUUCAGACCAAAAAAGAUCAUUUUAGAUUUGUUUUAUACAUAAACUGUAGUAUCUUUGAGCUACAACAUGAGGUCAAAAACCUAGUAUAAAAGUCCUCCAUUUUAGCUUAGAGGAUUUCUGGGGUAAGUUGAGCCAGUGGCUCAACCUAGAAUUUAAUAAUGAUGGGAGGAUCAGAGUUUCAGUUCAGAUUGUGGAAAUGUGUUGCUUUUCAAGUAACUUUUCUUUCUUUUCAAGAAUACAGCUGUGAAUGUUGUGAAUCACUUACAGACAUUCUCAUGUUAAAAUGACUUUUUACAAAACAGCUUUUUAGCAGUUAUAUGCAAUAAUAAUAAAAAUAAUUAUUGUACCAGUUGAAUAGUGUAUGAUAGUUAUAAAUACACAUCAAUGUGAAGAAGUGACUGUUAAUUAGGGCAAGAGAAAAGGGGAGGGCUGGAGUGAAGAGUGGGGGGGUAGUAGGGAUACGGCUCAACUUACCCCGCUCCUAUGGUCAACUUACCCCAUUCAACGAGGUAAGUUGACCAUAGGAGACCACUUUUUUUUUGGCAUGCUAUAUUAUCAAGACAGUUAUGUUUACACUCAUUCUGUUGGUUUGCAGGGAUGCACAACAUUUUGAAAUAUGCAAAUACACUAGUUAGAGACAAAACUAUGAUUGCUUUGAUGUAGUGAUCCGAAAUAUAAAAAAUAAAUGGCUCAUCGUACCCCUCUCCCCUAUAUAUCUUUCUUGUCUGUUAGUGAGUGAAAACACUGAAGAGUUUCAGUAAAUCUUGGUCAGAAUAGUUACUCCAGCCGUAAGUCUAUUCUGGACGUACAAAUUGGCGCCCGCCGUCUUGCUAUGGUGACGCUUGCUGUCGUAUGAAGAGGUUUCGGUGUAUUCAGUUCGCAGCAGUGCCAAAUAUCAAGAUUGUGUUCAAACGCUUCCAGGAUGAUGAUGCUGUUUAUUUUCCAGCAGUUACGCUGAAGAGGUUGGAUGUAAUGUCUCAGUCGAAGCGUCUUUACGCAAGCAACCAGCUGGCUGACGACUCCAGGACAUUAGUCAUGUCCACUGCCCUGCUGAAGUGUGUGUAUUAACAUGUUUUAGUGUCUCAUGUCUCCUCGGGUGAGGAAAUGUCCCUAUGCAAUACAUGGAUGGCAUCAACCCAUGCUGAGCUCUUUUCUUCUUAUGUGCUGACCCACUGUCCCACUAGAGACGGUCAUUCAUACAGGCUGCCAGUAAAAACCUCAUCCUCCACAGACAUGUCUGUCAUGACAAAGAUGAAGUACUGUGUGAACACGCUAUGCUGAACUGACCAGAUUCAAAGUCAAGAUCCAUGAGUCAGCUGGAAGAAGACCUGUGAGUUUGAGAAUAGAGAAGAAAUUUUGUUGAUUUAUUGAUGACAUAAAAAUAAGUUGAUGUUGUCUUGUUUAAAUAUGAAGGUCUUCUCUGAAAAGGGCAUUAACUAGUGAUGUUGAAUACCACAAAUUUCCUUUACGAUACUGAGUAAAAUUCAGGCUGGUAUUGGCAAUACCGAUACUUUGUUCAAAUACAUGUGUGCCUGGUAAAUCUGGAAAAACAAACAAACAAAAAAAACAGCGUAUUUCAAAUCAUAGCUUCCUAAAGAUACAAGUAAUCAGGGUAACGUAUUGAUCUAUUUAUUUUAAACUCUGAAGUAUAUUGAGGUAGCGGCCUCAUUUGCAAUAUAGCCGAGAUAAUACAACAGAAAAAAACAGAGGACACAAUUAUACAUAAUAUGUGAAAAUGGUGUUUAAAACAAACCAAAAAAGUAAAAUGAUAAAAUCAUUAAAAUAAAUAAGAAAAUAAUAAAGAAAACAUUAUUUAUAUAAUUAGAUUUAUCUAUUUAUUUAUAACAUAAUUUCCCAAAGAUAUCACUUUGCUGUUUUUAGGACUGAAAUAGCUCCACACAUGACUCCUUUUCCGCUCUGCCAUCGACUCUACACAGACUGAGAGAGACUGUUGAGUGAGCAGAGGGUUCGUAUGGUAUUAUACACUUACCCAGGCGGAAGAAAAAGUAGUUCCUACCAACCGCGCGUCAUUUGGACAAGUUAAUAAUAAUAAUAAUAAUAAUAAUAAUAAUACAUUUUAUUUGUGGGCGCCUUUCAGGGCAUUCAGGGACACCUUAUAGGGCAAUUAAAAGACACAUCAGUAGAAUAGUAAAAUCAUUAAAAAACACAUCAACACAACAAAGUAUUAAAUAAAAAAAGUUGUAAGUCUGGACUCUGCAGAAGAACAUCAAAUGCUCGUCUGAGUCGGCCUGUCUGAAAUAAUGAGUUUUGAGACAGGAUUUGAAGAUGAAGAGUGUGUCAAUGUUCCUAAUGUCAGGGGGGAGGGAGUUCUGAAGGCGGGGGGCAGCGCAGCUGAAGGCUCUGGGUCCCAUGGUGGACAGACGGGCCGGAGGCAUAAUGAGGUCGACGGAUGAGGCAGACCUGAGAGUCUGGGUGGGAGUGUUGAUGUGGAGGAGUUCAGAGAGGUAUGGAGGAGCAAGGUUGUGGAUGGCCUUAAAUGUGUGGAGCAGAAUUUUGUAGUCCAAGCGGUAUUUGAUGGGAAGCCAGCGAAGUUGGUGGAGAACAGGUGUGAUGUGACUGAUAGAUGGUGUUGUGGUGAUGAUACAGGCGGCAGCGUUCUGGACCAGUGAAGCUUAUGGAUAGACUUCUCAAUACUUUACUUUCCAGUGUGUUCCUGUUAAUGAUAUACAUUACCACAAAUGACUAAAGAAUCAGAAGUAUUGAUAUUUUCAUUUGAGAAUCGAUUUUUGAGCACACAGACCUGGUGUUGGAAGUAUCGAUAUUUCAGUAACGAUCCGCACAUCACUAGCAUUAACUUGAUGCCAGCAUAAUUGCUUUGGGAACCUAUAAUAUCCAGCAUUAAUGGUGUCUUCCCAUAUACAUACUGCAUGUCAAAGAAGUGUAUGCAUCACCAUACUAUCACAGUGCAGGCUUUUGAAUGGUGACCACAGCACAGUUUUCCACUUUGCGUUGGUCAUCAUAAAUGGGUUCAGGCCCAGAAAAUUAGCUCACUUUUGUUUUUAAUGUUUGAGUUUUCUUUUUGCGAGAAACACUUGUAACCUUAAAUUCAAACUGUGUUAACAAACUGUGGUUUUUGAAAGUGAUUUACCGCCUGUGCUGCAACUUUCACUACAGAGUCAAUUCUGAUUUUCAUGCAGUGCUGCCUGUUGACCAAAGAUCGCAGCCAUUCAGCGCUGCUUUUCAUACGUGUCACUAAUUAUUGUGCGGAGAUUCCUCCAGACUCUCUGAAUCUUUUAACAACAAUAUGUCCUGUGGAGGAUGGAAAUUUUCAACUUUCAAUUUUAUGCUUUGAAAUGUGAAUUUGAAAUGACUGAACUUUUUGCUCCCACAGUCUCUCACAGAGUGAUCGACCUCUCCCCGUCCUUACUCAUACGGGACUCAGCCCUUUUAGAUCUAGACGUGUUACCCAAACUGUUGCUAAUUAACCUUCGUAGCUUGGAUGUGUCUGGCAUGAAAUUUGAAAUAAGGGAAUAUUUUUAUUUUUUUUAAUCAAAAUUUUUAGUUUUUACAUGUUUUUGCACUUUUUUUUUUACCUAAAUGUGGGAAGUUAAAUGAUUUACAAACCAUAAAAUUAAGUUUUCUUUCAAAAUGUUAUACAACAUCCCAGCGUCUUUGAAGCAAGAAUCUAAAAUUGUCAGCUCAGUCUCAGGAUUCAUGUAAUGUAUGUUUCAGAAUUUUCUCAAAACGAUGGUCCAUUAAAAAAGUUCAACAAAUUAAUGGAAAAUAAAAUAAUUAUUGAUACCAGCACCAUAAUCAGCUAAGUAGUACUGAUGCCUGUUGAGCCCACAGUGACAAGUCUAAACCUUUAAGAAUGGUAACUGAGAGAAAAACAGCCAUGAAGUGAACACUGAAGUGAAUUUACAACCAGCACACCGUUGCUUCAAAUGCUGAUUCAAGCAAACACUUUUUGUCUUCUUUGACAAGCAGGAUGUGACUUUAGGAGAGGUGUGAAAAUCAUCCAAAAGUUCAGAAAAGGGUUAGAGUCUUAGUUUUUGUCAAUACAGAAACUUUGACAGUGAUGUCUAUGUAAGCUUGUUUUUCAAUUGAUACCUUUAAAAAUAAGUGUGCAUCUUGUUCUGAUCAUGUCCUGAUUAACCAUUCCAAAGUUCAAAGGUCACCAACAUGGCCAGGGUUCAACGUUAAGUGGGGAGUGGUUCGACUGUAGUUCAUAUCUCCACCAGAACAAUCUCUGUAGGACUUAUGUCCUGGAUGCCAGAUGGGGUUUCAAACACAGAGAGCUACUUUUUAUCCGGAGCUGGUGGGUGUUUCAGAUCCACCAUGAAUGCAGCGGCAGAGAGAUUUUUGGCCCUGGGUGGGAGGUUUGGUUCAAUUCCACAUAGCUAUGGGUGUUUUUUCAGAGGAAUGCUUCCCGUGCCUCUGUCCCACUACAGUCCUUGUUGUUGUCCCAGAUGCUAGGCUACACAUCCUCUUCACACCAAGGAAGAGGAGGAAAAAUGAUGAGAUUGAAGCCCACUCCCUGCAUACUUCCUCCCUUUCAGAUGCUGAUCUUUCUUCUGGAGCAUGGAUCUGGAUUUCUCUGCUGGACAGAUCAGCGAUGCCGUAAUUAGUGCUAAAACCUGAUAAUUAACCUAGGUGCUACAGGACACAGUCGUGACGGUUGGUUAACAUCCGGUUGUCAUAGAGACUUCUUGGAGUUGUCAUGGAGAAUUAAUCUAGAUGAGGUAACAGGCUAUUAUCCUACUAGCUUCAGACCACAGUAAUGGCUCAGCUACAUUGAGAAACAUAACCAUGGCCAGUAUCUCAUGGUGAUGCAGGGGUCACAUGUUGGAUGGUAGUUUCUGACCUUCUUCCUCUCCUCUUGUGGCUGGAAGAACCAUCUACUGAGCCAAUAAUGGGCAGACCUGAGAACCUGACAUUAUGCUGUGGUUCACUGCAUGAAUAAAUCAAGUAUAUAUGAUGAAGGCCAACAGAAUCGAGGCAGCAUGUUCUCAGAGGACCUCUCCUUUUCACUGCAGUCUUCUGUGAUGGGUUGGCCCUGAACAACUGGCCCUUAGUGCUGUUUACAUAACCUGUUGUGAAGGACUGUGGAAAGGGAAAAAAAAAAAAACCUUUGUGUUCCCUUGAUCCUUUAGCUUCUGUCAGAUAGCUGGAUUAGUCUAGGUAAUCAGAUGAAGCAUCCAAUACAGCCCUAAUUAGAGAAAAGUUUGUUAUGUGCACCAAGGAUAAUGUUCGGUGCUCCUCUGUGCUUAAAUGCCAAACUUGUAGCACUUAAUUAAAACAAAAAAGGGGAUAAAGUCAUGGUGGAAGAUCACUGCCAUGAGACAGGCUGUCAAAACACUGUCACUGACCCAACCACUGAAACUAGGUAGCUUCAAAGGGUGGUGUCUCUGUUGGUUUAGAGUUAGAGCCGUAAGAGCCCAACUUAUUAUCGCAGGCUAUGUAAGGGUUCACGAUCAAGAAACUGAAUUAUACAAAUCCAAUCCAAACCGUUUUAUUUAUAUUGUACAUUUAAAAAAAAAUAAGUUUAAUAAAGUGUUGCACACUAAAGUUAAAAAGACCAAACAAUGCAGAAGUAAAAAAAAAACAUCAAAAGGAAAUAAAUAAAAGCAGGUAAAAAAAAAUAAAAACGAAUGAAAAUGAAAUAAAAACACAAAAAGGUGAAAGAAAUAGAAGUGAUAAAUGGACCAUAAAAGACAUAAAAGAACAGAGAUCACACAACUCUCAUGCUGAGAAAGCCAAGGAAUAACAAUGAGUUUUUACGAGUGAUUUAAAAGUAGAGAGAGUGGGGGAUGUUUUAAUCUCAAGUGGAAAUUCGUUCCACAAUUUGGGAGCCACAGCCCAGAGAGUUCGGUGACCACAGGUUUUUAAACGAGUUUUAGGGACAACAGGUUGAGUUGAUCAGUAGACCUCAAAGAAACAUUUAAGAGGUCAGAGAUGUACUGUGGUGCUGAUCCAUUUAAAGAUUAAAAAAAAUAAAAUUUUAAAAUGAAUUCUUAAUGAAUGGGAAGCUAAUGGAGAGACACCAGGAUUGGGGUGAUGUGAUCAUGUUUUCAUUUUACUGUUAAAAGAUGAGCAGCAGCAGCAUUUUGGACGAACUGUAAGCAUUGAGGGAAGCGCGAUUAACACCAACAUAAAGAGCAUUGCAGUAGUCCAACUGUCUAGAAAAAAAAGCAUGAAGUACUCACUCAAAAUCAUUAAAAGAUAAAACCAAUUUAAUCUUGGAUAAAAGCCUCAGAUGACUAAAACUAGAUUUAACAACAGAGUUGAUUUGUUGAUCCAGUUUUAAAUCACUGUCAGUGUUUACACCAAGAUUUAAAACUGUGAGUUUAAAAAAAAAGAGGUAAAAGAGACAUGAACUCAAACUAGACAAAUACUUUUUUUUUUUCAAAGGCCUCACCCAGUCAUUUUUCAUCCGCAUGAGACCAGUAUCUGUGAUCAAUAAAUGACUGAUCCCCCUCAUUCUGAACGCCUGUGUACGUUGCAAAUAAUGCCUGAUCCGCAGUUGACCAGAGAGAGACAUUUCCUUCAGACAUUUCCCUCCUUUAAUGUAAUAAAUGAGGUCAUUGUCACAUGUUAAAUGUAAACCACCUUCAAUGUUUUAAGUCGGGUGCAGCUGGUUAGUGUUUCUCUUAGUUUUGGAUCUUUCUUAACAAGCCUCAUCCACGCACAGAUCACCUGUUGUGGCAAAAGUACAUUCAACACAUGAGUUGUGAUUUAUAAAGGCCUGCCUGCUUUCCGUAAAUACUGAACAUUUGUCAUUUAUUAAGGCAUCCAGAGACUAUCAGCAGCAUUGAUCAGAUAUUCAAUACACUUGUCGAUAUGUAUUGACUGAAACUCUCCUACCUUCACUAUACAGAAAUUGAGUUGACCAUUUUGUCAACAAACAACAGUAACAUUACUGGGUCAUUUAAGCUAGAUGUCUGAAAUCUGUUUGGGUCUGAGGUUGUAGAUCUGACAGACACAGAGAUACCACUACCUGACUCAGUAAUCAGUGAGUCACCAGCAUUAGUCCCACACCAUGUAUUUUAGUCUUUUUGUACAUUAAGGUGCUAAAAUCCUGACUUAAUGAACCGUUAAGAAGAGCACACAGGGAGUCAUCCCACUAAUAAGUUCCUCAUCAGAACCUUUUAUGGUCAAACUGGUGAACACACCCUGGGUGGGAUGCUGCAUUAUUCUGGGCUCUGGAGGACUGUUACAAUUCAGCCAUGUCAGGCUGUUUUUCUCUCAGUAAUUUGUCCUUCAUUGGUAUGCUUGUGGUAUAAAAUAGCACCGCUGGGCUUAGAAACAAGAUCAACAGGUGAUGGAUGAUAGAAAUGGUUUAAGUAGUCUCAUGGGUAGGUCAGAAAAACAGAAACUUUUUAUGUAUUCUUGUCUUUGUUGUAGGAUAACAACCACACAGGCUCUCCUGAGAGGGAACAACAUUUCAGUCAAACACAUUCACUGUCAGAUAGAAACAGAUGAUUUACAUUUCAGAUUCUUUACUCUGAGAAGGUUACAAAUUAGUCUAAAUAUGCUGCGGUAAUUCUCUGAGGUGGUGUUGUUGUUGGCAAGUAUGAAGCUUAAUGUUUACAGUCGCAGCUAAACUGAUUUCCUCAUUCUUCAUAAAUCCCUGUGGAAAUGUCACCGAUCCAUUAACCACAUUGCUCAUGUAAGGCGGCUAUCUAAUGAGCUCGCUGUUUGGCUGGCCUGACCACAUGCCAGCUUUUCCUCCGGUGACGGGCAGCUCAUGCUGUCUGCUAACAAAACCCCCAGUUGACACACAACAGCAAGAGCUAACACUACCACAUUAAAAGUUUUCAGUAACAAAAUAAACUGCAACCUGCUGACUGUGUGCACAAACUCUGCCAAAAAACAGAAUGAAACCAGGACUUCCAGCUAUGGAGCUCUUCACUGUUAAUACUUGGUAACUUUCAGUGUCCAAACUCAGAGGAGAAUGUGCAAAGCUUUACUGCAGCUGUCGUCAUUAUUAUUGUACUUAUAUGGACGCCAUAUGUGGUGCUUUAUCUUAUUUUUAUAUUAAUUAGCAUCAAGACUCAGAAAAGAAAGCUUUCAUCUUUAUAUCCUAAAGAUCUGAUCAAGAAAAAAUGGCAGCCCACUCUCAAACUGUUCCGUUUUAGUCAUCAGAGCAGUUUAGAAAGCUCAAUAAUCACAUCACAGCAUUUACACAGAGAGCUUCGAGCAUCCUCUACCAGAACAUGACCUGACAUCUGUCUGAAGAUAUUCAAUUAUUGGUCAGUAAAGCUUUUUAGAAAUGAAGGGACCUUUUACGGUGAUCUAUAACCUGUCAUUAUGAGUACGUAACACAAGUGCGUUUCAAAGCUCUCAGAGGUGAAACCACCAGAGAAGGUUGCCGAUACUUUUUUCUUGUCUGGAGGGAUAACAAGAUCAGCUGCAUAUAUGAGGAGUAUUUUGGAAACACUGAAACCAGCCUAAGUGUGUAAAUGCACAUUUUCAGUGACAAAAAGCAACCGGUUUAUUCUCUCUCUCUGCUGCACCAACACUGAUCCUGACCACACCUCAUUUUGAGAACUCUAUGCCCGUGGGUGCACAGGUGGGUGCUGGGCAUGAACAUGACAACUGUCCUUUUAAAUUUAGCAGUGGCAGCUGUACUGUACUGUAAGCUGCCAUGUACCAGGUGUAAAACAGAAACUGAAGUAUUGUGUCAGAGACUUGAGGCAGCUGUUGACUGUGAAAAUGUGAAGAGGUUGAAAAAUGGAACUUUUGUGACCUUCAUAAAAUUCUCUUUGAAGGUAAAAAAAAAAGGUUUUUGAAGGCAUUGAGCUGUUUUUACAGCAGUGCAGAGUGUUUGGUUAGACAGAUUCUCUUCUGAAGAAACCAUUAAGGUGCCAGGAAAAUGGUUUAAUUUGGAGAAAAAGAUUUUACUUGUUGUAGCACAAAGCUAUGGAGCCCGGGAGGUGACAUGAAUUUUUUUUUUUUUUUAAUUUGCUCGUGCAAAAAUUUAGUUUCUCGAACAUGCAGUUUAUACGUAUCUUGUAUGUGUGUUUUAUUUGCAUCUUGCACAUGCGCUUUUGUAAAUAAUCCUCCACGCGCCUCAAUUGUGAGAGAAGAAGGACAGUGUCAUGGACAGAGAGCAUAUUAUCAACAUUUUCUUUUACUUAGGUACCACUCACAAAGAGAUAGUUUAUAGCUUAGCCACAUUUGAUGUUGUUUUGAGUAGGAGACACCUCAACAGGAUCCUUAAAGCACAGUGACUUUGCCGUCGGCGAUACUCGCACUUGCAGGAAGUGAUUUUGUUUAUUAAUGAACAGUUAAAUCACACCUGCGAUACAAUAAAAUGCACUUGUGAGAUACUAAAACGCACAUGCGAAUUAAAAAAAGUUAAUGUCACCUCCUGGGCUCUGUAUAAAGCAGUGAUGUUCAAAGUCAAACAGAUCUGUAUGUUACAGGGCCUGAAUUCGGUGUGCACAUAACCUUUGAUUCCAGCAGGUGUCACAUCGCAAACACUUGCGCAUUUGUGAAUAAGGACUAAUGGCUCCCUCUGUAUCACCUGUGCUCUCUUUAACUAACACUUGUAUUAGACAGGUGUGUAUUGACUUGCAACAGAACACUGAACCAAACUUCAGCACAACACAGCUUCAUCAAAAUGCAACAUGGCUCUUUCCCACAGAAAACAACAACUUUGUUUAACAUUAGCAAGGUUGGGUGAAAACAAUUGGAAGGCAGAUGGUGUAAUCCAGGGCACCACAGAUGUCUCAUUAUUGAGACAUCUGUGGAGCAAACUAAUGCUGCAUACUUGCGUUAGCAUUGUGCAACACAGUAACUGGGUAGUUAGAUUGCUUUGCUUUUAUGUCGGGUGGAUGUUUCCGGGAGGAUGUUCAGUUAUUUCUAAUACUGCAGAUUGGGUUGGAACAAUAGAUGUGACUGUGAACAUUGAUUUAGCUAUAGAAACGCCAUUUUUCGCUUCCUGCAGAUGUGUUAGAUUUGGUGCAGCGGUGUGUUUAUCAAUCAAUCAAUCAAUCAAUCAACUUUAUUUCUAUAGCACAUUUUAAAAUAACCACAAGGGUAGUCAAAGUGCUGUACAUAAAACAAAUAACACAAAGAGCAAGAUAAAGUGAGCAGAAAUACAUUAAUGCAAGGGGAUAAAUAAGUAAAUAAAUAAGCAGGCUCACGGCAGGUGCUAAAAUGAUAAAAAACAAAGUAACACUAAAAAGUAUCAAAAGCCAAGGAGUAAAAGUGUGUCUUUAAAAGGGAUUUAAAAACAGGAAAUGAGGAGGCCUGUCUGAUAUUCAAGGGCAACUCGUUCCAGAGCUUCGGGGCAGCAGCAGCAAACGCUCUGUCCCCUCUGAGCUUCAGCCUUGUAUAUGGGACCGUCAGUAGCAGCUGAUCGGCUGAUCUUAAGGGUCGGGGUGGGCAGUAAGGCUGGAGCAUUUCAGAAAUGUAAGGUGGAGCGAGAUUGUUCAGGCUUUUAAAAACAAAUAUUAAAAGCUUAAAAUGAAUUCUGUACUGUACAGGGAGCCAGUGUAAGGAUGCCAGGUGCAGCUUUUUCAGGACUUGUUGCCUCAGGAAUACUUCUUUACUUCUACAUGUUAUGUUGACAUGCACUAUGUACUGCAAGAAACCAAGUUAAAUAGCUCUUUUCACUGAUUAAUAUGCUUUUGCAAUGAAUGAGGAGUAAUUCUAACCCAGCAUACAGUAUGGAAGCAGCAUUGCUCUACACCCAGAGAAAACAGCCCGGUUGCUCCCGGACCUCGAAUCAGAUAAGUGUCACCGUGCAUUGGGUUGAAAAUCCAUACUUAUAGGAGUUAUUUUAGUGACACUGGGCCCUUUGUUCCUCUGUAAUAACUAUGCAGCUCUGACAAGAGGCCUCUGUUUCAAACAAUAUUAGCAUGCAGAUUCUCUGCUGUAGCGCUACACCAUUUCUGCCAGUACAGUGUGUAUAUUGUUCAGAGGCAGGAAUGCACUGGAUGUCCUCUGCAGUGGGAGCCGGCUAGCUUAAUGGAUAGCUGUCAAAGUGGAUGUUAGAGGACCAGCUGUAUUUGCAUUUGGUGCUGUUGCAAAGAUCUGAAGCAGGUUUUUGUUUUUUUGUGAGGAUCUCUUGUAAGAAGCCUCAAUUGCACAGUUGUGUAAACCCAGUAUUAAGAGGAAAUGUUUUGUGUAAGCAGUCUAAUGCAUUUUAAUUGAACUGGGAAUUGUGAGCACACCUGCUACAACGAUUGUUUUCACUCGAAACUCCGCCUCAGGGAUGAGAGGGUGGCCUCAGAGACAAAACAGUACUCAGGCUUGAUCACUUUCUCAGUUGCUUGAGUCUUUAAUCUCAUGUUUCCACUGUUUCCUGUAGACCAGGUAAGAUUAGUCGUAGUUAAAUGUGAAAUGUUAGCUCUGCUGGUGUCCGCUGCAGCAGGAAGGGCACUGCCCUAUGAAAGGAGCUCUUUGUGCUGCAGCGGUUUGUUGUGUGCCAUGCAGGCCCAAGCCCAUAGAUGACCCUUGUUGUUUCUGCGCAGGCCUGGGUGAGGCAGAUGCGAACCAGAACAAUGGCUGCGUCUCGGAGAAGCCGGCGGUGACUGACUCCACGGGCGCUGAGGGCCCCCACCAGCCUUGGACCGACGCCAGCACAGCUGACCCUGACGCUGCUACGCCACGCCCCCACCUGGUCCGCCUCUUCUCCCGAGAUGCCCCGGGCCGAGAGGACAACACCUUCAAAGACCGACCCUCCGAAUCGGACGAGCUGCAGACCAUCCAGGAACACAGCGGAGCGGCUUCAGAGUGCGGGUCGGAGAACCCCGAACAGGACCUAGAAUAG
Xyrichtys novacula (pearly razorfish) is the source of this 36726-nucleotide messenger RNA. The record is from the annotation of a GenBank genome assembly. NCBI's taxonomy places the organism in Eukaryota, Metazoa, Chordata, Actinopteri, Labriformes, Labridae.